Molecule: messenger RNA, 878 nt
Organism: Salvia splendens (bonfire salvia)
Lineage: Eukaryota; Viridiplantae; Streptophyta; Magnoliopsida; Lamiales; Lamiaceae
Product: brassinosteroid-responsive RING protein 1
Exons: 1
Coding region: 214-702 (162 amino acids)
Biological process (GO): protein ubiquitination
Molecular function (GO): ubiquitin protein ligase activity
Source: RefSeq, a predicted model, not a curated record
UAAAAGCACGCACACGUUAAGAAUUGUAGUACUACAACUAAAACUCUAUGCCCACUUUCGUCAUUUCACUUCAGCCCUUCCAUUUCUGUAUAAUAUAAACACAGCCCACAGAGCCACUCUUUCAUUUCAAUUUCCAAUUUUUUUUUCACACAAUACACACACUAACAGAAACCCAAAACUCCUAAAAUUUAGCUCAAUUUUUCAUGAUUGAGAAUGGGAUUUCCAGUUGCAUACACUGAUUUAAUUAUCCCCAAAUUGGUGGCAUAUAUGCUGACGGCAUUAGGAGUUGUGCAGAAAUUUAUGUACGCUCUGCUAUCUGUAUUACGGCUGGGUGAUUUUCUCGAGCCGGAAACGGCGUCGUAUGCGUCGCCCGAUUAUUGUAGCGCGGCGCUGAUCCGUGAGCUGCUGACGGUGGUGAAAUUCGCAGAUUUGGAGAAGGAUCUUGACGCGCCGGAGAGGUGCGCGGUGUGCCUGUGCGAAUUCGGCGGCGAGGACGAGAUCCGGCGGCUGAGGAACUGCCGGCACAUAUUCCACCGGAGCUGCGUGGACCGGUGGAUGGACCAAGAUCGGAAGACGUGCCCGCUCUGUCGCACGCCGUUCAUACCGGAGGAGAUGCUGGAGGCAUUCGACGAGCGAAUAUGGCUUGCCUCCGGCAUCUCCGGUCUCUACGCCGACUACUCUGUGAUUAGGAGUUCGGGGUGAGUUCGAUGCGGAUUUUGAGAAUACUACAGAAAAAUGUGAAUGGAAAAAAGUUGGAAAAUGGUAAAUUUGGAUUUUGACUAUUUUCAUUUCUUCAAUUUUUAGGUAGAUGUGAAAUGUAAGUACAUGAAAGAAAAGUUCGAAAAAUAUUCGAAAUGAAAGAAGCACAAGAUUUAUUU